GCAACGAAUACCAGGUUUGUGUUUGAGGUUUUACAGAUUUGAAAGUACCGCCCUGCAACGCGAGCGACCGCCCUCAAAGAUCCGAAGCGAGGCAGUGAGUCAAACAGGCACUCGCGCGCUCCUAUAAUCGAAUAGUAUUGUCAGUGUUAAGGAGAUGUUUCGUUGGGAGAAGUAGGAACGAGUAGAAAGCCAAGAUGAGUGGGAGCACCACUGGGUCCGGAGCGGCGCCUUGCCGCUUCGCUCACUACUUUGUUAUAUGCGGAAUAGACACUGAAACUGGACUGGAACCCGACGAAUUAGCUGCUUUGUACCAAUGGCUUGAGGCAGACCGCCAUGGCACGGACCCAGAGGCCGCCGCCACAGGUGAGAACUUGGAGCAGAGCCCCCUCAAGAGAACCUUCAAGUCCAAAGUCUUGGCCCACUACCCUGAAAAUGUGGAGUGGAACCCUUUUGACCAGGAUGCCGUCAACAUGCUGUGCAUGCCCAAAGGCCUCUCGUUCCGGACGCAGGCGGACUUGCGUGAGCCCCAGUUCCACUCCUUCAUCAUCACCCGGGAAGAUGGCUCCCGCACCUACGGCUUUGUCCACACCUUCUAUGAGGAGGUGACCAGCCCGCAGAUCUGCAGCGCCAUGCAGACCCUCUACCAGAUGCACAACGCCGAGAACCCCUCCUCCAACCCCUCCUCCUCCUCCUCCUCUUCCUCCUCCAGCAUGGACUCCCUGGCCAGCAGCAUGGACGAGGCUGACUCGUCCUCGUCGCAGCGGGGGGGAGGAGUGGGCAUGGGCGGCUACGACGCGUCGCGAGACACGCUGUACGUGUCUAAGGCACUGUGCCUGAUCACGCCCAUGCCCUUCAUGCACGCCUGCCGCCGCUUCCUGGCCCAGCUCCACCGGGCAGUGACCUCCGCCUUGCCCCCCCCCCUCCCCCUGGAGAGCUACAUCCACAACGUGCUCUACGAGGUGCCCCUGCCCCCGCCGGGGCGAUCCCUCAAAUUCCACGGCGUGUACGAACCAAUUGUGUGUCAGCGGCCCGGGCCUGGAGAGCUCCCGUUGGCUGACUUCCCUCUGGGCGUGGCCUUCUCCCAAUUGGGGGUGGAGAACCUGGUUCAGCUGUUCACCUGCACCAUGCUGGAGAUGCAGAUCCUGCUGUACUCCCAGGACUACCAGCGUCUGAUGACGGUGGCAGAGGGCAUCACCACCCUGCUCUUCCCGUUCCAGUGGCAGCAUGUGUACGUGCCUAUCCUGCCCGCCUCGCUGCGCCACUUCCUGGACGCCCCUGUGCCCUACCUGAUGGGUCUGCAAUCCAAGGAGGGCACCGACCGCUCCAAGCUGGAGCUGCCUCAAGAGGCUAAUCUAUGUUUCGUGGACAUCGACAACCACUGCAUCGACCUGCCAGAGGACUUCCCCCAGUUCCCCAACAAGCCUGACUUCAUCAAGGAGCUGAGUGAGGUGCUGCUGAGCUAUGGUCUGUCCCCACAGGGCGGCGCUCCUCUUGUCCCCACCACCUCCUCCUCCUCCCCCUCCCCAGGCUCGGUGUCCAAGGGUCUGAGGAGCCUGGCGCUGAGCGAGCUGGAGGACGAUGGGCGCAACGGGAACCUGGGUGGCGAGGAGCAGGCAGUGCUGGAGCUGCUCCAGGGCAACGCCACACUGGAGAGGCUGCGGGCUCUGGCCAGACGCACGGGGGUGGAGGUGGGACGCGUGGAUGCCUCCGGGGGGGGCGCCCAGCAGCAGGCAGGGGGGCGGACGGUGGCGGAGGAGCUGAGGAACGCCAAGCUGAAUGUGCAGCUCCGGGAGGUGUUUGCCAGCCGCUUCACCACCAUGUUUGCCGACUACGAGGCAUUCGUCAUCCAGAGCGCCCCUGACCUGGAGUCUUGGCUCACCAACCGGGAGCAGAUGCACAACUUUGACAAGGCCUCCUUCCUGUCUGACCAGCCCGAGCCCUACCUGCCCUUCCUGUCCCACUUCAUCGAGACCCAGAUGUUCGCCACCUUCAUCGACAACAAGAUCAUGUCCCAGUGGGAGGACAAGGAGCCGCUGCUGCGAGUGUUUGACGGGCGCAUCGACAAGGCCCGCCUCUACAACGUUCGGGCCCCAAGCCUCCGCUCGUCCAACUACCAGAGGUGCACCGUCCUCAAGGAGUCGGCCCAGGCAAUUGAACAGCGUCUGAUGAAGAUAGACCACACGGCCAUACACCCCCAUCUGCUGGAUAUGAAGAUUGGCCAGGGCAAGUACGAGCAUGGCUUCUUCCCCAAGCUGCAAGCCGACGUGCUCGCCACAGGGCCCACCAAUAAUAAAUGGUCCAAUCGCACGACCACAGCCCAGCGUAGGAAGGACCGAUACAGACAGCACACAGAGCAUUUGACUCUGGAUAAUGAUGUCAAAGAGCAGGUAGAGGGGUGUCUGGUCCUGCAGAACUCCAUGGCCUUCUGGGAGUGGGACAAGGCCUCCCCCCCACCCCUCAAACCGCCCAAAAAGUCGGCCUCCGCGUGCUGCCUGCAGAAGUACAUGCAGGAGGCUCGUAGCCUGGGGAAGAGCCUGAGGCAGCCUAAGCUGUCGGACCUCUCCCCAGCCGUCAUUGCUCAGACCAACUGGAAGUUUGUGGAAGGCCUGCUCAAAGAGUGUCGGAUGAAGACCAAGCGGAUGCUGGUGGAGAAGAUGGGCCGGGAGGCGGUGGAGUUGGGCCACGGGGAGGCCAACAUCACUGGGUUGGAAGAGAAUACCCUCAUUGCCAGCCUCUGCGACCUGCUGGAGAGGAUCUGGAGCCAUGGUCUGCAGGUCAAACAGGGGAAGUCAGCCCUGUGGUCUCACCUGCUGCACUACCAGGCCAGAGAGGAGAAGCUAGCAGAGCAGCAGGCCCUGUCUCCAGUAUCGAACGGAGAGAGGCGCAAGUCUGAAUCUUUGCUAGGAAUGCCGUUAAUCCGCGUGUCGCUUCUACAGGAUAUGAGACACAUCCAGAGUAUGGGGGAGAUAAAGACAGAGGUGGGGAGGGCGCGAGCAUGGAUCCGUCUGUCCCUUGAGAAGAAACUUCUCUCGCAACACCUCAAACAACUGCUCUCCCGACAAGCCUUAGCCAAAAAGUUGUAUAAGCGCUAUGCCUUCCUGCGCUGUGAGGAGGAGAAGGAGCAGUUCCUGUUUCACCUGUUGUCCCUGAAUGCUGUUGACUACUUCUGCUUCACUAGUGUCUUCACCACCAUCAUGAUCCCAUACCGAGCCGUCAUUCUCCCCAUCAAGAAGCUGAGCAACGCCAUGACAACCUCUAACCCCUGGGUGUGUGUGUCAGGCGAGCUGGGAGACUCGGGCGUCAUGCAGAUCCCAAAGAACGUCCUGGAGAUGACCUUCGACUGUCAGAACUUAGGAAAAUUGACCACUGUCCAGUUGGGCCACGAUAACUCUGGACUGCUGGCCAAGUGGCUGGUGGACUGCGUCAUGGUCCGCAACGAGAUUACUGGACACACUUACAAGUUCCCUUGUGGACGGUGGCUAGGGAAAGGCGUGGAUGACGGCAGCCUGGAGCGCGUGCUGAUUGGGGAGCUGCUGGCGCCCAGCGCAGAGGAGGAUUCUGGGAGGGGCUGUCGCACGCCGCCGGCACAGCGCUCGCCCUCCCUGACCAGACGCAUCAGCGUCAUCUCGCUGACAGCAAGAGGAUACAAGCCUACAUCAGCUCAAAUCCAAGAAGCUAUAGGAGAAGCGGUCAACAACAUCAACAAACACUUCCACAAGCCGGAGAAAGAGAGAGGUAGUCUGACUAUCCUGCUGUGUGGGGAGUGUGGUCUGGUCGGGGCCCUGGAGCAGUUCUUCCACCAUGGCUUCAAGUCGGCCCGUCUCUUCCAGAAGACUGUUUUUGUCUGGGACUUUAUGGAGAAGGCUGUGGCGUUUAUGGAGUCGGCCAAUCACAUGGGUGACCUGCAGGAGACGGCGGAGCCAAUGGGAAUUACCUGCCAUUCCCUCUGUCGCUAUGUCAACGCCAUCAACUCCACCCCCCGGAACAUCGGCAAGGACGGAAAGUUCCAGCUACUGGUCUGUCUGGGAGCCAGGGACCGACUACUGCCUCAGUGGCUCCCCCUGCUGGUGGAAUGUCCCCUGAUCCUGCGGAUGUAUGAGGACUCCGCUCUGCUGAGGGAGCGGAGUACCGUCAAUGCCCUUAUCAGCGUCCUGGAGACCCUUCACGACUUCCCCAUCACCCUGGAGGCCUCCCUGGUCAAGGGCAUCGACCUUUAACCUCUGACACGACCGCACACAGACAAGACUAAGUUUCAUACAACCCCUUCCUCCUUAACUGCACCAGGAUUCGCUUUGGGAUUUAUGGCGUAACCCCAAAAGCAGCAAGAGGAAACGUGACGAGGAGAACGGGGACAUGUCGGCUACCAAAGCAACAGAGUUAGCCUCUCAGCUGACAUUUGCGUCAGUGAUGAGAGUCAAUUCAGUAUCAUUCGCCUGUGUUUUUAGCCUCAACCAGCAGCUCUUUAGCUUGCUCGGUUGGUUGGUCCACAAAAAUGUCCCCCCACUUUGGCGCAUGCAUGUAACGUGGUCGCAGCUACUGCAAAUUUGCGCUUGUUCUGACAUUUAGUAGGCUACUAAACUUUUUGAGUAACAGUGGGUGUAGCUUUCUCGCGACAUUAGUGGUGUGCGUGGAUUGAGACCUUUCUGGCCUGUGUUCUGUAGUUCUCUGCCAGACCGUAUUCCACACUUAGCUAGCGGUUAGCAUCAGCAUGCAUGUCUGUGGAUCAUAGUGGACCAUGAAGAACCCAAACACAAAAUAGACCGUUUGUCCCUGCAGCCUCCCUGCAGCCUCCAAACUGGAAAAUAUUACUUGUAUAAUAAUUCUGAAAUCUCAGCUGAAGAUGUUGAUCAUUUAAAACUGGACUUGUAUGUUUCUCUACCAAACUGAGCCACUCAACAUAGCUGUGUGAUUUAGUUAUUUGCUUGUUUCCCACCUUGUUGGACAGGAUUGUUUGCACUGCAUUGUCAUUGGCAGGCAUCUUGAUGGACACAACCACUGCUUGGUUUAGAGGCGGGAUUUUGUCUCAAGCUGCAUGGACAUUUUUAGAUGACAGGCACCGGAAGGAGUUGUUUUUGAAUUUGAACGUGUGUGUGUGUGCGUCGGUGUGUAUGCUUGACCCUCAAUUUUUAUUUUUGUAUUAGACAGUGACCUCUACAAGGAGUUUAAACCAACUUAUCUUUCAAACCCAUCGUUUUCCUCAUCUUUCACAUUCACAGUGCUGGUACAUCCUUAUGCUAGUUGAUCCCAAUAGAACUCUUUAGCACAGUCAGUGUCUCAGUGUUGACAAGCAUUACUCUCUGUUCUGUCCAGAUGUCCCAUAGUUCUUCAUACGUGUUAAAUGUGAAAGGCACUGGAAUACAAAAUAUGUCAAAAGAAUCCAUCAGUUCCCUGGACCCCAAAUAGCCCCUACUGGAUGUCUUUAGUGACUGAAAUCUACUAAUUUGUCGACAGGUGUUUGGUCUAUUUCCAGACAAUUGUCUUCAUCUUUGUAGGAAAUAGAUUUGUUCCCACCAAUGCUGUUGAUAUGUAUUUUCAUUUUCCAUGAGCAUGCCGCUGCAUUUCUGUUGUAAACUGCAUUGCAUUUUGUGCAUGUUUAUAAGGAUGAUUAAAUUUAGCCAUAAUUUGUUGUAAUCCCCACUACGUGUGCACAUCCAAACAAAAACAAAAAAAGUCCAGUUACUAGGUAGAUUUGAAUCCAAAAAGAAGAAGCCAAAAAACAAACUAUUCUAUGUUUUAACCCACAGUAUU
This is a messenger RNA of Osmerus eperlanus (European smelt), 5748 nucleotides long. It is a transcript of the gene dennd5b, whose product is annotated as DENN/MADD domain containing 5B. The record is from RefSeq and is a predicted model, not a curated record. The transcript is spliced from 24 exons. The coding region runs from base 195 to 4217 and encodes 1340 amino acids. NCBI's taxonomy places the organism in Eukaryota, Metazoa, Chordata, Actinopteri, Osmeriformes, Osmeridae. Gene Ontology annotation, molecular function: guanyl-nucleotide exchange factor activity; small GTPase binding.